Messenger RNA from Ostertagia ostertagi, 2979 nucleotides. NCBI's taxonomy places the organism in Eukaryota, Metazoa, Nematoda, Chromadorea, Rhabditida, Trichostrongylidae. The record is from the annotation of a GenBank genome assembly.
AUGGCCAGGAUUAUGGCUAAUAUUGUCGACAUGCAGCAACAUCUUGUAAGCCAAUAUCAGACAGUUCAGAAUUCGUUAGAAGCGUUGAAGCUCGAGGUACAUACUUCCACGCAGGCAAUUCGAGAAGACCUGAAGAGAACUGAUGAUCGCGCACAAAAGCAGGCUGAUGAUCUGCGUGUCACCCACGCUAAUGAAGUUACACGGCUCAUGGAACUUGUUAAAAUGUUAGUGGCAAAGGACCAGGGUACUAGUGCUCCUCAGUCGCAACCCGCACCACCUGAGGCACCGCGAAUGACACCAGCUCAAAUAGCCUAUGCAAAUGCUGCUCCAGCAAGCGGUUUCUUUGGACCACCGGCUGGCUCCUUCAAUGAUCUCGCUGCUCAAGCUCAAGCACACUACGCGGCUUGCUAUCUACAGCUUCAAGAGCAGCAGAGAAUGCGUUCCGCUGGUAUGCAAUCAACAGGCUUCUUCGGUGGUCAAUCUGCCGUCAAUAUGGGUGGCGUUGGCAUUCCGGGAGCGUUUUCGCAAAGCCAACACGUAGCACCAAUAGUUCCUGCAACCGCAGCUGCUGCUCCAAAGCCGCCAACGGCAGCGCCAUUGGGUGCUGUGCCACCAAUAACAGCGCCUGCGCCUAUUCCUACUGCCAGUACUGGUUUUUCCGGUACAUUCACAUCUACUGCUCCUGUGUCAACAUCUGCUCCUUUGUCUUCGUCUGCUCCUCCAGUGACAUCCGCCCCUUUGAUGGCACCUACAACUGCCGCUUCUUCUGGUCUAUUCAUGGGAGCCGCAAAACCAGCACUCACUGUCUCCUUGCCCCUUUCCAAUCCACCACAACCACCAAAAUCGGAAGCGCCAAAGACUGUAAAAUCCGAAGCUGUUCCGUUCUCCUUCGGUGCACCUAGGCAUACUUCACCAACUACCGCGGCUCCGGCUGUCUCGGAAGCUGCGAAACCAGCCACAAACAUCUUUGCAGGAAUAAAGCCGACCGAGAAUGUGUUUUCUAAAACUCCGGAAACGAAGCCAAAGAAAGAAGGUGAGGGCGGAGAGGAUGAGGAUCACGAUCAUGUUGAGGAAUUCGAGCCGCAAGUGGACUUUAAGCCAGUUUGCCCACUCCCGGAGCUUGUACAAGUUGUGACUGGAGAAGAGGAUGAAAAGGUGAUUUUCGAGGAGCGUUGCAAGCUUUAUCGCUUCUCUGACGAAACGAAAGAGUGGAAGGAGCGUGGAACAGGAGUGAUGAAGGUGCUUGAAAACAACAGUACGAAGAAGUGUCGUGUAGUGAUGCGCAGAGAGCAGGUGUUCAAAGUAUGCGCAAAUCAUCAGCUGUUACCCGGUAUGACGAUUCAAGCGAUGCCGCGCCAAGAAAAGGCCAUGAUGUGGUAUUGUGAAGAUUUCUCCGAGGACCAGGGAACUCAUGAAAAGCUUUCGGCUCGAUUUGCAAGUGUGGAGGUGGCCAAUAAGUUCAAAGAGGUUUUCGAGAAUGCUGUUAGGAAUGCGGGACCUGUAGUGUCUCCAAUGAAGCCGACAAAGGCUGAAAAGCAAGAAGAUAAGUCGAAAGAUAAAGAUACUCAAGACGUGGAAGAAAAGAAAGUAGAAGAAAAGAAGGAACAAAAAGAAGCGGAUACCAAAGAACCGACUGCACAAAAAGGCUACGGAGACCAAUUCAAGCUACAGCCUGGACAAUGGGAAUGUCCGGAAUGUUAUUCUCGCACGGCUGCGGACAAGUGCCCCUGCUGUGGAACGCCUAAAGGAGGAGAAAAAGCGCCAGCUCCGACUUCUAAGUCGACUCUGCCUACCUCAAGCAUUCCUCUUGGUGGAGCUCCAACAACUGAAGGACAAAAAUUCACUUUCGGAUUAAGCGCAGCUGCAGCAGCUAAAGCUUCACCAGUAGUUCAGACUUCAUCAUCCGUUACACCAAAGUCAUCGCUGUUUGGAGCAUCUCUAACAACUGCUUCUUCUGGCACAACUCCGUCAGGUGGCUUUUCCUUCGGAACAAAACCGUCUAUAUUCGGUGGUGCUUCUGCAAAACCACCUGCAGAGGGAACGUCUCCGUUGCCUGCGUUUUCGUUUUCAAAAAAGCCUGAUGCUGCAACAACACCAACCUCUACUGCGGUAACAACUUCUUCGGCUCCAGUCACUUUCUCCUUCAAACCAGCUGGAUCUACGUCGACAACGCCUAGUAUGGGAGGUUCUUUGUUCGGUAGCAAACUUUUUGGAGCAUCAAGUACGGCUUCAACUGAGGAAAAGAAAGAACAGCAAAAGGACGAGAAAGAUGCGUCGGCUCAGCCUAAAACCGAGCAAAAAGUGUUUGGCAGUGGAUUUGGUGGUAAUCUAUCAUUUGCUACUCUCGCAAAAUCAGCAUCGGGAUCUAUCUUCGACUCUGCUAAUACGCAGAAGGCACAGGCAGAAUUUGCUGCUCAAGCAAAAAGCAAGGCUGGUGUCGUUUGCUCUCUCGCGGUUGCGGCAGAUCAAUCGAAAGGUGACUCAACGAAGCACAAAGAUGGCGGGGAAGGAGAUGCAGAGCGAGGCGCCGAUGAAGAGUACGAGCCCGAUGUACACUUUGCUCCUGUGGUUCCACUUCCAGAAUUGGUAGACGUAGUUACCGGUGAAGAAGAUGAGCAGGUCGUGUUCGUUGCUAGGGCGAAACUUUUCCGUUUUAUAAAGGAAACCAAGGAGAAUAAAGAACGUGGUGUUGGCGAUCUCAAGAUCCUCCGCAAUCCUAAAACUAAUGCUCAUCGUGUGGUGAUGCGCCGGGAACAGGUGCACAAAGUUUGCGCUAAUUUCGCCAUUCUGCCGAGUAUUGAAUUGAAUGAAAAGAAGGGAAUGCCGAAUGUCUACAAUUGGAUAUGCCGCGAUUACUCGGAGUCACCUGAUGGUGUAGACGAGAUAUUCACGGCAAAAUUCAAAACACCUGAAAUUGCUAAGGAGUUCCAUGAUAAGUUUUUGGAAGCAGCGGCAGCGCAUCCGAGUGCCUCCAAGUAG